This is a messenger RNA of Paramecium sonneborni, 168 nucleotides long. The record is from the annotation of a GenBank genome assembly. NCBI's taxonomy places the organism in Eukaryota, Ciliophora, Oligohymenophorea, Peniculida, Parameciidae.
AUGCAUAAACAUAAUAUGCAUAGUUUAUCUGCUCAUAGAAAAAUUAUUUCAUCCUCUAUAAAACUUUCAGUUAGCAGAAUAUCUAGUGCUCAACCAAACUAUAAGCUUCUUAAUUAAAGUCCCUUAGAAUUUUUCUUAAAAAUCAAAUAUACCAUUAAAAAUAAUUGA